AUGCAUGUGGAACGAGAGGAUUCUGCUUUUUCCUCUUUUUCCUCUGAAUCCUUUCCCUCGCUGUCUCGCACGUCCUCUUCUUCUUUCUCGGACUGUCCGCCGCCUGGCGCCGCAUCGCCGGCAGAGCCGCCGUGUCUAGACACCCUGAGGUGUCUGUACACCUCGGCGCAGCAGGACCAUUUGCUCGAUUUCCAUCCGCGCCUCUCCCACGCCGACCAGAAGCUGCUGCUGCACCAACUCAGCCGCCACGAUGCCGUGCGCGUCUCGCGCAUCUUCCGCCGCGCCCUAAGGCGGCACCAGGCGAAGGCGGCCGCGGAGUCUGCUGCGAAGCUCUUAGAGGCACAAGCCUCGCGCACGGUGUCCGCGGCCGAGGAAGCUGGCAAGCACGAGCUCACACAGGCACUCGAUGCGCCGGGUGCUCCCGCAGGCGCGCCCGCCCCAAGCCCUUCUCUGCGAACUAAGGAAUGCGCUGAGUGUUCAUUGUCUGUCAGCCCCAUAGUCGCCCCGUCUCCCUCGGUGCUCUCCGCGGAAAGUGCGCAGGUGGCUGCGCCGGCGGACGAAGCGACGGCAGCUACGGGCGAGGAGAGGUCGAACGCGGCGUCGCUGGCUGUCUCCGCCGCGCGCGCGUCGGCGCAGAGCUUCGCGUCGGUCGCCGCGCGCGCGGCCCUGGAGGCUGAGCUGACGCUGGCGGCGCCGCUGAUUGGGAAGCGGAUGAAGACCGAAGAGCCGCUGCGGAGUGUCCAGCCAGCGAGGCCGCCAGCGGGCGCGGGAGGGGGCAACGAAACCGAGCACGAAGACGAGGACGAUUUGCAUGAACUCCCCUCGAGGUGCUGCCGAGAGACGUGCUUUCCGCCCGAUAUCAUCGAGUGGGGAGAAACGGCUGAGGACGCACACAAGGGCGAAGCGCAGCACGCAAACGACGCCAGCGAAGAGGACACAGAUGCCAUGCAAGCGAGACUCGCGCGGCUGUAUAGCCUCGUUGAGCAAAGCAGCUGCCCGCUCGUUCGCCUCGAGGCCAUGCCCGACCGCGCGAGGCGGCAUUGGUACUCCCUCGGAUUGAAGCUAAUUCGGGAGGGGCGAGUGGCGGCCCUCGUGCUGGCGGGCGGCGACGGGACGCGCCUGGCUUUCGCAGGCCCCAAGGGACAGCUGCCGGUGGCGCCACUGUCGGGCAAGAGUCUGUUUCAGCUGUUCGCCGAGCGCGUCAAACGUCUCUGUGAACUCGCGGAGAGGGAGGGAGAGGCUGAGAGCCGCACGAGCGCUGCGGAGCGAGUCGAGUCGACGGGGAUGCCGAGGCCGCAGCCUCGCCUCGUUUCGCUGCCGCUUCUUAUCAUGACCAGCGAGGGCAACGACACGCAGACGCGCGCGUUUUUCGCGCAGCACAACUUCUUCGGCCUCCAUCCGUCGUCCGUGUAUUUCUUCCUGCAAGAGUCAAUGCCCACGUUUUCGCCCGACGGCCACAUUUUGCUCCGUGAGCCCGGAUGUAUGUACACCGCGCCAAACGGGAACGGCGGCGUGUUCAGCGCGCUCGAGUCUGCGGGGCUGCUGCGCGAGCUGCGCGAGCGGGGCGUGGUGGGGCUGCAAGUCUGCAGCGUUGACAACAUUCUCGCGCGGAUUGGCGACCCGCUUUUCUUUGGGCUCUGCUUCGAGUCGCAUACACCCGUCGGGAACAAAGUGCUGCGGCGUCGCGACCCGUACGAGAAAGUUGGCGUCGUAUGCCAGGUGCUUUCGCAGGCGCCUCCGACGCACGCCGAAAGGUCGCGCCUCAAGGAGGCGCUGCUGCACUCCUUCGCGGCGACUGGCGGAGACAGGUCGGCAGACGCGAGCCGUGUGCGCGAGGCGGAAGCGAGGGAGAAAGACGGGGGUUCGCCGCGCGAGGGACGCAGCGCGCGCGAGUGCAAAAAAAAGGCGGCGACAGCCAGCGGGGAAGCGCGAUCACACCCUGAGAGGAAUGGAGAUGGACGACGACGCAUCCCCGUCGUGAUUGAGUACUCCGAGCUGCCGGAUGAGAUUCGGCUGGCGCGGAAGAGCCCGGCGGAGACGCAGCAGGACCAGGCGACAGAUCUCCUGUUUGAGUGGGGCAAUGCCUGCCUGCACUACUUCGACCUGCGAUUCAUUCACGCGGUUCUGACCAAUCGCCGCCUCCUGGACUCCUCGUACCACCUCGCCUUGAAGAACGUGAACGCGAUUCUUCCGAGGCGCGCCGGAGCUGCCCGCGAAGGGGCCGGUCCGACCGCGGAGACGCGCCCGAACGGGCACGCGAGGACAGGCGAGGGCGACCUCUCGAAGGACUUUGUCAGAGUCGAGAAAGGCUGGAAACUCGAACUCUUCAUCUUCGACGUGUUCGCCCUUGCCUCCCGCGUCCUGUGCGUCGAAGUCGCCCGCAGCGCCGAGUUUAGUCCCAUCAAGAACAAAAGCCCAAAUCCGAACCCCCGCACAGUCAGCGACGUCGUCGAGGAUACACUCUUCAGCGCGCAGAGAGACCUCUCUCGCCUGCAUCGCUCUUGGCUGCGGUGCGCUGGCGUCCGCGCCGAUACGCACGACGCGCAGCCGCUGCGAUCGCCUGACCAAAGGGACGACGACCUUGAGCGGGAGAUCUCUGCACAGCGCGCGGGCGCCGACGGCGGGAAGGGGGACGAGGCGGACAGGGCUGAGGCAGAGGUCGGCUUCCAAGAGACGCUCUGCGAAAUAUCGCCUCUAGUGUCAUACGGAGGCGAAGCGCUGUCGGAGGCUGUGGCUGAAGGGCGCCUUGCGUCUCGCGUGGGUCUGCCGUUCCGCUUUGAAGGCUGA
This is a messenger RNA of Besnoitia besnoiti, 2787 nucleotides long. RefSeq lists its product as uncharacterized. Gene Ontology annotation, molecular function: UDP-N-acetylglucosamine diphosphorylase activity. Gene Ontology annotation, biological process: UDP-N-acetylglucosamine biosynthetic process. The coding region runs from base 1 to 2787 and encodes 928 amino acids. The transcript has 3 exons. The record is from RefSeq and is a predicted model, not a curated record. NCBI's taxonomy places the organism in Eukaryota, Apicomplexa, Conoidasida, Eucoccidiorida, Sarcocystidae.